Messenger RNA from Poeciliopsis prolifica (blackstripe livebearer), 13933 nucleotides. It is a transcript of the gene cacna1ba, whose product is annotated as calcium channel, voltage-dependent, N type, alpha 1B subunit, a. Lineage: Eukaryota; Metazoa; Chordata; Actinopteri; Cyprinodontiformes; Poeciliidae. Gene Ontology annotation, biological process: calcium ion import across plasma membrane; chemical synaptic transmission. Gene Ontology annotation, cellular component: membrane; voltage-gated calcium channel complex; neuronal cell body. Gene Ontology annotation, molecular function: high voltage-gated calcium channel activity. The transcript is spliced from 47 exons. The coding region runs from base 664 to 7539 and encodes 2291 amino acids. The record is from RefSeq and is a predicted model, not a curated record.
AGGUGGAGUCUGGCUGUCGUUCGUCAGCCACAUGGGGGGAUGGAUGAGCGGUGCUGGGGAAAGUGGAGUCUAUACUCUUCUUAAAGGAGGUUUCGUGGAAUCGAGCGGCCGAGCCGUGAUUUCUCUGCGGACGACGGAUCGUCUGAAGGCGGCGUGUUUUUUCAGCUUCCGUGGGGAGCGGCAGCUCCGAGAAACACGCACUCCUCAGUCAACUCGGCGCGGACAGGAGCCUCCCGGAGGAGGAAAUGCGGCUGUUUCUGGGGGUUCUUCUGAGGCUGGGGAUCACAGAUUGACUGAAGCCCGUCUCUGCAGUCAAACAGUGGGGAAGUUGUUUCCACUGGAUGGAUGGAUCUGUCGCCUCUGAGGAGCGGGGCGGGCAGCCGGAGGAGCAACACCCAGGAAAAUGAUGCAUCGUGGAGGGGCAGCCGCUGAACUUUGAGCAACAAAUUCACCUCGGAGCUGCCGGCGGCAUGGGGAGCCACAGAGACCAGGAGCUGUCGGAGCGACCCUGAGGAGCCACUCAUUGUUUUUGCUGGAUCUUCUUCCUGACUCUGUCAGUGAGGACCUGCCGGGGGACGGUGCAGCAGGCUCUGCUGUGAUGCUUCAUCUCCAUUUCUGUUCUGUCAGUGUCGGUGUCUCCAGCAAGACUUUCGCAGUCUCAGAAUGGCUCGUUUUGAAGACGAUGCUUCCAGCCGGUUCAGAGGCGGCGGCCUCACGGGGCCAAGCAGAGGGGCCAAUAGGCAGCCGUACAAACAGACCAUGGCUCAGAGAGCCAGAACCAUGGCUAUUUACAACCCCAUUCCAGUCAAACAGAACUGCCUCACCGUCAACCGCUCCCUGUUUAUCUUUAGCGAGGAUAAUAUUAUCCGGAAAUACGCCAAAAAGAUCACAGAAUGGCCUCCGUUUGAAUACAUGAUCCUGGCCACCAUCAUAGCAAACUGCAUCGUUCUGGCCUUGGAGCAACACCUGCCAGCUUUGGACAAAACCCCGCUGUCAGAACGUUUGGAUGACACAGAGCCCUACUUUAUUGGAAUAUUUUGCUUUGAGGCAGGCAUCAAGAUUAUUGCUUUGGGUUUUGCUUUUCACAAAGGCUCCUACCUACGUAAUGGCUGGAAUGUAAUGGACUUUGUGGUGGUCCUAACAGGGAUCCUGGCCACUGUAGGGGCUGAUUUUGAUCUGAGAACACUGAGAGCAGUCAGAGUCCUGCGGCCCCUCAAACUCGUCUCUGGAAUUCCAAGCCUUCAAGUGGUGUUGAAGUCCAUUAUGAAAGCUAUGGUACCACUGCUCCAGAUUGGAAUGCUGCUUUUCUUCGCCAUUCUCAUGUUUGCUAUUAUUGGGCUGGACUUCUAUAUUGGCAAAUUUCAUCGAACAUGCUUCAAGAAUGGAACAAAAGAGCAGGUGGCAGAUUUCCCUUGUGGACCUGAACCCCCAGCAAGGACUUGUGGCAAAGACAAUAUUUGUGAAGAGUACUGGCUUGGACCUAACUUUGGGAUCACAAACUUUGACAACAUCCUCUUUGCCAUUCUCACUGUUUUCCAGUGUAUCACCAUGGAAGGAUGGGUGGACAUCCUGUACAACGCCAAUGAUGCCUCUGGGAACAUGUGGAACUGGCUCUACUUCAUCCCUCUCAUCAUCAUUGGGUCGUUCUUCAUGCUCAACCUGGUGCUGGGCGUGCUGUCAGGAGAGUUUGCAAAGGAAAGGGAGCGUGUGGAGAAGAGGCAAGAAUUCCUGAAGCUUCGUCGACAGCAACAAAUUGAAAGAGAGCUGACUGGUUAUUUGGAAUGGAUCUGUAAAGCAGAAGAGGUGAUGCUGGCUGAGGAAGACAAGAACGCUGAGGAGAAGUCUCUGGAUGGAGCGUGGUACAAAAGGAAACAUAACCCCAACUCUGUGCUGAAAAGACCAAAGAAGCAUAAGAAUGACCUGAUCAAUGCAGAAGAAGGGGAGGACCAUUUCACUGACAUUUCAUCAGUUGGGUCACCAUUUGCACGAGCGAGUGCGAAGAGCAAGAAUGAGAGCUCGUCUUACUUGAGGAGGAAGGAGAAGAGAAUUCGCUUCACUAUCCGCCACCUGGUCAAAUCCCAGACAUUUUAUUGGACUGUAUUAUGUCUUGUUGGCCUCAACACUCUGUGUGUAGCUAUAGUACACUAUGAGCAGCCAGAGUGGCUUACGUAUGCAUUAUACCUGGCCGAGUUUGUGUUUCUGGGCUUGUUCCUGGCUGAGAUGACCAUGAAAAUGUAUGGCCUUGGACCCCAGAGCUACUUCCACUCUUCUUUUAACUGUUUUGAUUUUGGGGUCAUUAUUGGGAGUAUUUUUGAGGUGGUCUGGGCUGCGAUCAAACCUGGUGCUUCAUUUGGUAUCAGUGUCCUGAGAGCACUGCGACUUCUCCGGAUCUUCAAAGUUACCAAGUACUGGAACUCUUUGAGGAACCUGGUGGUAUCCCUACUCAACUCUAUGAAGUCCAUCAUCAGUCUGUUGUUCCUGCUCUUCCUCUUCAUCGUGGUCUUUGCUCUGCUGGGAAUGCAGUUGUUUGGUGGACAGUUUAACUUUGAGGAUGAAACUCCGACAACCAACUUUGACACAUUCCCAGCUGCUAUUCUCACUGUGUUUCAGAUUCUAACUGGGGAGGACUGGAAUGCUGUCAUGUACCAUGGGAUAGAGUCUCAGGGUGGUGUGCAUGGAGGGAUGUUCUCCUCCAUUUAUUUCAUCAUUCUCACUCUUUUUGGAAACUACACACUGCUCAACGUAUUCUUGGCCAUUGCUGUUGAUAACCUUGCAAAUGCCCAGGAGCUUACAAAGGAUGAAGAGGAGCAGGAGGAGGCCAUCAGCAAAAAGCUGGCUCUUCAGAAGGCUAAAGAGGUACAGGAAGUCAGCCCUAUGUUGGCUGCUAACAUUUCAAUCACAACGAGUUAUGUCUGCACCCCAGUCCAUCACUACCUGAGCAAUGAGCAGCAGAGGUCAGUCAAGACGAUGUCUGUCUGGGAGCAGAAAGCCAGCCAGCUGAGGAGGCAAAAUCAGGCGAGCUGUGAGGUCUUAUAUGAUCCAGAGGAGUGUGUCCACCUUCCCUCUGGCCUUCAGAUGCGGCCUGACAUGAAGACCCACCUUGACCGGCCCCUGGUUGUUGGGCAUUCCGAUGGGCUGUUGAUGAGAGGCCAUCAACAUCACCAUCACAAGCCGGGCACGCCGGAGGAAGCAGAGAGUGCUGCUGAUCCACCAUCCGCUCCGCCUCAUUUUCAACACCGUCACCACCGCCACAGAGACAGAGCGCGGGGAAAGAUGCAAGAAGAGCCCAAUGACAGCGGUGGUGACAGUGGGAAAGACGGGAGGCAACACAUCCAUCACAGCCACUCCAAAAACCAUGACUGUAGACAAGAAGGGAAGAGCGGGAAAGACAGGAGUAGAAAGCAUCACCAUCACAGUUCAUUGGAUGAGAGCGCAGGUGGGGGGGCCACAAGGGAGAGAGACCAUCGGCAUCAUCAUUCACAUCGACAGUCCAGAGGGGGGAAUGGGACAGUGAAUGGUGGGGGUCGAGGUGAGCGCAGGCUUCACCAUAAAGAUGGUCGAUCAUCUAACAAGGAUGGGGAUAGGGAGAGCAAGAGGAGGAGGCAUCACACACACGGGUCGAGGAGUCGGUCCAGGGCUGAAGGAGAGGAGUCAAACAAGAGAGAAGAGCCAAAUACUAACAGGUUUGGUGACUCAGAUGACAUUUCCCAGCAGCCAGGCUCUCUGGAAACGUCUGGCCAGCCAGAGGACUCAGACAACCAGAAGAAUGUCAGAAGAAUAGGCCAGAGCUCCAUCCACAUUCCCCCUGUGACUAUCACCACACCUGGAGAGAUCACUAUGAUACAAAUGAACAGUACUGACAAUGAAUCAAUGCCUAUGAAUGAGAAAAACCUGAAGGAUCAAUGCCACUCUGGACCAAGACCCAUCUUACCUUACAGCUCAAUGUUUAUCUUUGGACAGACCAACCCGGUGAGGCGGUUAUGUCACUACAUUGUGACCCUGAGGUAUUUUGAGAUGUCCAUCCUGGUUGUUAUCGCAAUGAGCAGCAUUGCACUGGCAGCUGAGGAUCCAGUCUGGACAAAUGCGCCUCGCAACAAUGUGCUCAAAUAUCUGGACUAUGCCUUUACUGGUGUUUUCACGUUCGAAAUGGUGAUCAAAAUGGUGGAUCUUGGACUGCUUCUCCAUCCUGGAUCUUACUUUAGAGACCUGUGGAACAUUCUGGACUUCAUAGUGGUCAGUGGGGCUCUGGUGGCAUUUGCAUUUUCGGGGACUAAAGGCAAAGACAUCAGCACCAUUAAGUCACUGAGGGUUCUCAGGGUUCUCAGGCCUCUCAAGACCAUCAAACGUCUACCAAAACUCAAGGCCGUGUUUGACUGUGUGGUCAACUCUUUGAAGAACGUACUGAACAUCCUCAUUGUUUACAUCCUCUUCAUGUUCAUUUUUGCUGUUAUUGCGGUUCAGCUCUUCAAGGGAAAAUUCUUCUAUUGCACUGAUGAGUCCAAAGCCCUGGAGAAAGAUUGCAAAGGACAGUUUCUUGAUUACGACAAAGAAACAGUGGCAGCAAUGCCAAGAGAGUGGAAAAAAUAUGAAUUCCAUUAUGACAAUGUCCUCUGGGCCUUCCUCACUCUCUUCACAGUCUCAACCGGGGAAGGCUGGCCAACUGUUCUGAAACAUUCUGUUGAUGCUACCUUUGAAGAUCAAGGUCCUAGCCCUGGCUACCGCAUAGAGAUGUCCAUCUUCUAUGUGGUCUACUUUGUGGUCUUUCCAUUUUUCUUUGUCAACAUCUUUGUUGCUCUGAUAAUUAUCACCUUCCAAGAACAGGGAGACAAGGCCUUGUCCGAGUGCAGUUUGGAAAAGAAUGAGAGGGCUUGUAUUGACUUUGCCAUAAAUGCGAAACCUUUGACACGCUACAUGCCAGAGGACACACAGUCCUUUCAGUACAGGAUGUGGAAGUUUGUUGUUUCAGCUCCAUUUGAAUACUCCAUUAUGAUCAUGAUUGCUCUCAACACUGUGGUACUCAUGAUGAAGUUUUAUGGAGCACCAGACUUUUAUGAAGCGAUGCUGAAGUACCUCAACAUAGUGUUCACCACUCUUUUCUCUCUGGAGUGCAUUCUCAAGAUCAUCGCCUUUGGUCCCCUGAGCUACUUAAAAGAUGCCUGGAAUGUAUUUGACUUUGUGACAGUCUUGGGAAGCAUCACUGACAUCCUGGUGACUGAAAUCAAAGAUAGACUAUUGAACCUAAGCUUUCUGAGGCUCUUCAGAGCAGCUCGGCUCAUCAAGUUGCUGAGGCAGGGCUACACCAUCCGCAUCCUGCUCUGGACUUUUGUGCAGUCUUUCAAGGCCCUGCCAUAUGUGUGCCUGCUUAUUGCAAUGCUGUUCUUCAUUUAUGCCAUUAUUGGAAUGCAGGUGUUUGGGAACAUUGAGCUGAACGAAGACACAGCUAUCAACCACCAUAACAAUUUCCGCACUUUUCUCCAGGCUCUUAUGCUGCUGUUCAGGAGUGCAACUGGAGAAGCCUGGCAUGAAAUCAUGUUGUCGUGCCUAAGUCAUCGACCCUGUGAUGAGCUCUCAGGGACUAGUGGGAAAGACUGUGGCAGUGAUUUUGCCUACUUCUACUUUGUCUCCUUCAUCUUCCUCUGCUCCUUCCUGAUGCUGAAUCUCUUUGUGGCUGUCAUAAUGGAUAACUUUGAGUACCUCACCAGAGACUCCUCCAUCCUGGGGCCUCAUCAUCUUGAUGAAUUUAUUCGAGUUUGGGCCGAGUAUGACCCAGCUGCUUGUGGCCGUAUCAAGUACUCCGAUAUGUAUCAGAUGCUGCUACACAUGCCCCCGCCCUUAGGUUUGGGAAAGAAAUGUCCACCAAGAGUCGCCUAUAAGCGUCUUGUCAAAAUGAACAUGCCCAUCGCUGAUGACAACACAGUUCACUUUACCUCCACAUUGAUGGGCCUGAUUCGCACUGCGCUGGAGAUAAAGUUGGCCUCAGGUAUGGUGCUGCAGCGAUUAAUGGAUGCUGAGUUAAAGAAAGAAAUGUCCACAGUUUGGCCGAGCCUCUCUCAGAAGACCAUGGAUUUGUUGGUGACGCCACACAAACCCAAUGAGCUAACGGUAGGAAAGGUUUACGCAGCGCUGAUGAUCUUUGACUACUUAAAACAGAAUCGAGCAAGGAGGCUGCAGCAGAUGGCCAACUCUGACCCCCAGUGCAAGGUCGAAGCUCUGUUUAAGCCAUUGCUGCCUCUGACUCACAUGCAGGGCUCACACAGUGCUCCUCAAUCUCAGCAAAGCCAGGAGUCAUUCCAUCAAGUGGUCAGCUCUAACUCCAUCAACAAUGGAGGGAUGCUGCCAGGUUAUGACCCCAGAAAUAAAUCAGUCCCUUCCACUGGGAUGGAGAGGCCCACCGAGGGGGUCUAUCCCAGACCAAAGAAAACCAUAUCCAAAGGCCCAUCAGUGGACACAUCAAACGCUGUCAAUCAGGAGUCAGUAGGGCUGAACAGUGUCAGCAGCACAGUCCCAGUCCCACUCCCUGGUCCAGGCCUGGAGAGCCAGGGCAGGGCUGCUUCAAUGCCUCGCCUCAACGUGGAGCUCCAGUCUGGUCGUGAUGCCAGCUCUAUGAGACGCUCUGUUACCACUGUGGAUCCACAGCGGCCCCAAGAGGUUAACCUUAGAGACUACACCUUGGAGAAACCUCGUCAGGAGAGAACACAUCACCAUCACCACCACCAUCACUGCCACCACCGCAGAGACCGGGACAAAGACAAGAGACAAGGGUCUUUGGAUACUCCUCUUGGGGGCCAACCUCCCAACUCAGCUGAAGAACCGGCAUCUGAACCUGCUGCCUCCAGAGAGCAAGCCCAUAAACGUGGGCGCUCCCAUGAAAGGAAACAUCAUCACUCCUCAACAGACAAGCAACGGUACUACUCCUGUGACCGCUACUGCAGCCGGGAACGCUGCUGUCUCAAAUCUGCUACUGCCGCCUGCUCCUACCGAGAGGAGCAGGAAACCAGCAAAAAGCAGGGCAGUGGUUUGGUUAAAGGCAGCCAAGAUGUAUCAAGAUCCGGUUCUAGCACACCAAGCCGUGGACGCCGGCAGCUCCCACAGGUCCCACACACCUUACGGCCUGGGGUGGGAUAUAAGACUGCAUACCCUUCUCAAGUGCACUUUGUGUCUAGUCAGGCUUCUCAGAGUCCUGGCCGACUAAGCCGCGGCCUGUCGGAACACAACACCUUCCGUCAUAGUAGUUCCUACUACUUCCCCUGCCCUGUCACUCGUAUCAGCUCAGAGCCCUUUCUGGGCCAGGGCCAUGGUGAGGCCCUGCGCAGUCCUUACAGCAGCUUCCAGAACCAGCUGGAUGUCUUCCAGGAUGAGGCAUCACUGUCCCCUACCCCUAGUGCUGAACAGUCACCCCGGACCACACUGCCUCGAAGGAUGGGAGCCCUACAUCCAACUUUUGGUGUAGACCCAAGUGUGCCCAAUGGGUACCACUUAAGUUUAGGGGGCAGGACCAGCCCAGGCACUAGAUACAGGGCACUGUGGUACAGAAGGUAGAUGGGAAUGAAUGGUGCUACUUUUUUAAUGCAUUUUUGAGGCAUUAUGAUGGGUUUUAUCAGCUUUUCUGAAAGCUUUAGUUUACAUGAUAAUUUUGUGUUUAAUACUGUAUUCUAGCUCAGAAAGUUAAGGUGAUGUUUCACAUGGCAUUCUAAAAUGAAGGAGAAAAGACAUUUUCUUUCCAAUAUAAGACACGUUUGUCUGGCAGUUGUUAGGUGUUUUUUACUUCAGUGUUUUGUCGAAACCACCAUAUUGAGUUUGAAAGAAUAAUUUAAAUGGGAGAAUAAUCUUCAAUGUUCUAGUAAUCAUACCCUAUAACCUGAACAGAUAAGAGUCUUAAGGUUUUAGAUAAGACUUAUGCAGACCAGCUGUAUAUUCAAAUUCAACCUUUAUUUUGUCUUGUUUAAAUGUAGCAUUCAGUACGGGACAUUGAUUUUUUUCUCAUGAUGGCCGUUGUGCUACACAUAAUGCCUUUUGCCAUUGUGGAGGAAAUGAGUUGUGGUGUGUGUGUGCAGCUAACAUUUUGACCAAUAGUUAUUUUAUUAAAACUUAAUAAAAGUCAGGACAAGCUGCACUGGCUUGUCCUUCAAUAAGACAGUUAUGACAGAUUAUCCCUUUUCAAUGAUGAUUUAACACGUUCAAAUAACAAACAACAAUUCUCCAUGUUAGUGAAAGUCCUCUUGGUUCUGUUUAAUUCUGUUCCCAAGUAUACAUGCAAAGUGAACUCUUGAAAUUCUAUGAAGGAUGUCUUUGAACAUUUUUAGUACAAAAACCACAAAAUACCAGUGUGUUAUUUUGAUAAUUUGUUUAUUUAUUUUUUUUUUUCAGACAGACAUUUCACCAAGAAGACAUAACAAAGAAAGACUUUCAUAUUUAUAAGGGUAAAUACAACACGCUAUUACCAAAUAUACAUGCUCAAAUACAUGUAAAUACUCCACUUAUUCGGUGACUAUGAGCCUGAAAAGGAGCAUGAUGAAAUUUAACUCACAUAAUCAUACUCCGUUUCCAUUCAGUAAUUCAUGACAUGAAUAAUCUUCCCAUUUCUGAACCAGAUUAAAAUAAUACACACAUUCAUAUAUGCAUAUAUACACAAAAACAUCUACUUGUAUACAUACAUAUGUAAUGUAUAACUAUAUAUACAAACACACACAUUUAUCCACACACCUACACCCGAUUGCCCAAGUCAUCCACAGUAUUGUAAUUCCCAGCCAAAUUCAUCACCCCUGUUCAUCCAUUUAUAAUAACCACUUUGAGGCUUUUCUUAAAAUACCUCAUGCUUGGACUUUGCUUCAACUCUUUGGUAAGAUAAUUCCAAAUCCUCACACCAAUGACUGAGAUGCUCAUUCUUUUCAUUGUUCGAACAGUUAAAGUUCUGAAGUUUGAGGUGUUCUCUAUAGUCAUAUCCCCCAACUCUAUCAGUAAACAAUUUUUGAAUAUUUUCUGGUAAUAGUUUGUCUCGAGCUUUGUAUGGAAAUUGUGCAGUUUGAAACUCUUCCAAAUCUGGGAGUUCUAGCUAUUUUAGAUUGCAGAUAUUUAACAUGAGGUUUCCAACAGAUCUUAUUAUGAAUCAAUAGUGGUUAUCCCCUUCAUAAUUUCCGAAUAACAUAAAAAAUUAGCUUUAUCUAAAUUAAUGCUAAUUUAUUAAUAUCAAACCACUUUUUCAAUUUACAUAGCUCUAAAUUGAUUUCUAUCAAGAGCUGUCAUAAAUUUUCAAUUGUACAAAAAAUGUUUGUAUCGUCGGCAAAUAAAACUAAAUUAGUAUCUUGGAAAACUUACAUCUCUAAACAAUAUAAAAUAAACAACGUUGGUCCCAAAACUGAGCUCUGGGGAACACCACAAACAAUGUCCAAGCAUUAGGACAAGAAAUCCCUGAAUUUGCACAAAUUGUUGCCUGUUGGUGAGACAACUUUUCAUUCAGUGCAAAACUACUCGUGUCAGACCAUAGCGCUCAAGUUUCUUGAUGAGAAUUUUAUCAUUAAUUACAUCAGAUACUUUUUUGAAGUCAAUAAAUAUUCCAACAAGAGGUUUCUUUUUAUCGAAUGAACUUGUAGCCUCUCCUGUUAACUGAAGAAUUUCCAUCACUGUGGAUCUGUGUGACCUAAAUUCAUACUGACUCUCAGCAAAUAGUUGGUGUUUAUUCAUAAAUCUAUUCAAUCUGGCAACAAAUAUUGUUUACAAAAUUUGGGAGAACUGCAUAUUGAUAAAAUAUUUCAUCAACAUUUCUUUGAUGAAAUAUUGUAGAUAAUUGUAAUUACUAGAAAGUGUUGUUUCAGGUGUGUUUUAAGUGAACUGUUUACAGUUUGCCAUUGUUUCAGGUCUAUUUCUUACAGAUUUUCUUUAGUUUGAAGAUUAGCAUUGCAUGCUGGUCUACAGAUGAUAACAUAAUAUUUCAGCAGGAGAACACAGUUAUUUUCCCAACAACAGAAGACAUACAGUGCUUAAAGCAGCUUUGGACCAGUAAUGCGAGCUUGACAAUUGUGUUUAAAAUGAGUCAUUGGUCAACAUUUCUACUCUAGGUUUCUUUCUCAACCAACAGCACAAUCAUCACUACCCACUUUGUUUGAGUUAGCUGCAGCGGAAGUAUGGUGGUUUCAACAGAAUAACUAGUGCUGUAAGUCAGGGAAGAAGACAGAAUAGCAGAUUGGAGGAUCAUUGUAGAGAACCUCUGACUAUACAACACUGUAAAAAGAAACGAUUGCUCUUUAGUUUACAACUCCACCAUUCCACAAUGACAUCUGAUCAUUUGCAACAUUCCCUGUGUUGAACAGAUGAAUGCUGGCUGACAGUCGGCACUUCUGUUUUUUUUUUCAAAUACUUCUUUCUUACAGCCUUUACAAAACAAUGCAUGGUUAGCUGACCAAUGUGUUUUCUAUAAAAAGUUCAUUGUGAAUGAUUUUCUUCUGUUGUAUCCAUUUGUUGAAUAAUAUGUAAUAACACUGGUGUGUUUUAAGUGAACUGUUUACAGGUCUAUUUCUUACAGAUUUUCUUUAGUUUGGAAUGUUUUAAGACAAAGUGCCUAUCCUUUUAGAUUUAUAUAACAUAGAAAAUAAUGCAACAUUAACUUUUUUGUAAUGCAUCCACACCAGAAUAGACAGUUGAUUUAUUUUGUAUGGAGCUCUGCAGGAAAACAUGUUGCACAGAACGCCUUAUCUGCAAGCAACAUUUAUACCUACAGUAGGCUUGAAAAUCAUGAUUUGACAAAUGACCUUAAAAAUAAUUUUCUUUUGUUUGUUUUUUUAUUUACAUUAACAAUAUUGUGAGCAUUUAAUUCCUUGUAAAACCAUGGACUCUGAGGAGAGUAAAAUAGUGUGCAUGUUUAGAGUGUAACUCUGGUCAAACACCUGUAUUUUUGAUAAAGAUGUCAGGAAGCUCCUGUCUUAUUCUCAAUGUAAACCCAUGCGGGGUCAGCUAAUGUCUGACUGGAAAGCAGAAAGCAUGUCUGAGCGAAGGCUCCGAACAUAGAGAAUGAACGUGGCUUGCUCUGUUAGUGUGUGUGUUGAAGUGCAUAAACUGCUAAGCACAGGUUCUUGCAUAUCUUUUUUUGUAAGUGGAACUUCACUCAUUUACCUUGUUCCCCUUGGAGGCAACUAGCAAAAAAAUAAAUAAAUAAAUGAAUGUGAUAAUAUCAUGCAGAGGUACUUGCGGCCACUGCUUUCAUUGCUGAUUUAUUACAGUACAAUACGAUGGCACUAUUAGCUGUGUUCAAAUUACCACUCAAUAUGAUGCAUGCUUAUGUGUGAUGCCAGUUACAGUUGAGUCUUGUAGUUGAAUAAUUUAGCUACAGAGAAAGCUAAAAAGAAAAAUAAUAAUAAAGAUGAAGAGGAUGAAUGCUCUUCAUUCUCUGCAGGAGAAUUUUUCUGAAUAAUGUACAUUAAAAUGAAUAUAAUUGGGCUUUUAUUUCAGUUUGACUUUCACCAUUAUAAAUAGUAAAACAAGAUUAUUGCCUAUACUAUCAACAAAAGCAUGUUAUUUUCAUGUUGGAUUGUAUAAAAGUGACCCACAAAAGAAGAACAAAGUAAAACAUUUAAUCACUUUUAGCUACAUCAAAGAUCAAAUAUGAUAUAAGUCCAUAUAACAUAUUUUCUUUAAAUGUGGAUCAGGCUGCUUAGCUACCUAUGUGGUGUAAGGUGACAUCCCAUUUCACACUUACACCAGCAGGACAAGGAAGUGGAAAAAGUUGAUCAUAUGCAAAUAACAGAUUUUUCCAUUAGUCAUGGUGUUUUAAUCAAUGGAAAAGUGUAAAUCAUCUGACGUGGUUUUAUCAAAACAUGAGGAAGUGUCAUCAAGGAGUUUGAUAUUGUUUUACGUUGGUCUUGUCAAUUAAAUGCAGCAGAUAAUCAUUAUUAUUGCCAUUAUUUUUAAUAUCCUGUUUUUUUUUUAUUUCCAAGGUCAUAGUUGAAAAUAACUAUGACCUUUUGAUUGUCAUUGGCACAAACAUUUUGGCCUAAAAUGAGUUGAGUUAACCAUCUAGAAUCUUUAUUAGAUUUUUCUUUAAAACAAUCUUUGAAUCCUAAGAUGCAAAGUUAUUUAAAAAGUAAAAUCAAAAAUGUAAUCAUAUACUUAAUAAAAUGAUGGAAUGUUUUUAAGGCUGCAGCAAGCAAAGUUUUAGGAACAACUGGUUGAACGAAAUGUUACAAAUAUCAAAACAUCUUUUUGGAGUCUCUGUUGGAAUUUGUCGACAUAUAAAUAGAUACUGAUAAAUCUGUGGCGAUCCUUUUUAGCAAAGCUGCUCUAUCUUAUCAAUAUGGAUUCUAAAAUUUGGACACAGCUAAUAUGUGAACAAAAAUAAAGCGGCCAACAGCUUUGAUGGAACUUGUCAGAAAGAUAUGCUGUGCUAAUGUGGAAAAUCCAUUGUGAAGUGAUGCAACCCACUGUAGAAGUAGCAGAUAAGUUGUGAUCCAUGAAGGGUCAUAAUAAAUGUGAAAGGACAUGUAGAACAUAUAGAUGUCACAGAGAGUCGACUAGUGGAUUCGUGUUUCAAGUGUUGUCUUCAAGUGUUCAUGUGAGGCCUGUGAACUGAAGUUAAGAGCUGUACUUUGUAUUGACCAGGACAUUAUACGAAGGCUACUCUGCACUUGAACAAUAAUUGUUUUGUUCAACUCAUUGAAAAAGGAUCUUGAAAAUUCUUGGCAGGUUUAUUUGCUUCCCAUUGUGGCUGUGCAAGAUGGAAGGAAUCUGAAACAACAGACUGAAUGGAUUGCGGGUUCUCUGAAAGCCUGUGUCUUUGGUGGCCUACAAGGAAAAGAAGGGAGAAGAAGGCCAAGAAAAGUAGAGCUAUGCAACAAAACCUCCCUAGUUCUCCACCCAGUCCAUUCUGUAGCUACUGAUUCAGGAUUCAGCAUGAUUGUGACCAAAUGUUUUAAAAAACAAAAAAACAUGCAAACAAGAAGACUUGAAAUGUAUUGAGGAACAAAGUGUAAACAAGACAACAAUUAUUUGGGACUAUAGCAACUUUAUACAUGUAUUUGCAUGCAUAAUAUUUACCCAUGUUAAUGUCAAAUGGAAAAUCGCUUAUGGGAGAUGUGUCAUUCUCUUUGGAAAAUAUAACAAUGUUUUUUAAAACCAACAUGUCUCAGCUAUUUUCAUAUUGUUCUGCUGAAACAAUUAUUUGCUGAGGUCUGUAUUGCAUCAAAGGAUAUGUACAUCUGUCUAAGAUGAUCACCUGACUUAUACCCAUUAGAUCCAAACUCCUGGGUUGUGCAUAUCUUUUGGGGUGUACAUUAUUUUUUUUUACAAAAAUAAAUAAAAUAAAAAUAAAAAACACCAAAUGUUUGCAUGUUCUAACAGUGUACUGUAUGUGCAUGGAGGAAAUCUGGUGUUUUUUAGAAACACUGUGCUUGUUUUUAUCAUUUGUAGAUUUUGUAUGAUGGGGUUUAACAAUGCUUAUUAAUAUUUAAGUCACUAAUUCUAUGGGUGUAAUCUAAUGUCUAUUUAAAUAGACAUUUUCAGUCACGGAGCAGAAUUCAUUGUUUUCAUGCUUUGAUUUUGUGCCUUUGAACCUUGCUGUCACAUUUCAAAACCUUUCUCGCAUCAAACUUUGCUUUGGAUGAAAAUAAUAUCUGCUAUUAUAAUUGAAUGCUGCUUUUUCCAAUGUCAUUAAAGUCUUGCUAUUAUCCUUAUGGCACUGAAACACCUAUUGAAUGUGAAAACACAAAAUCCUGCUCUCCCACUGAAAAAACAAUUAUUUGAAUGAAAACAAUAUAUGACCCCCUUUUUAACAUUUUAGCACUUCAUCCCUUCAUCCUUUCAUCCUUUGGGUGUGGAAAUUUAGUGUAAAAUUUGUUUUUCCAAAUUUUAUGUAUACUGACAAAACUUCAAUUCUUAAGUUGUUUCUGCAUUUUGUAUGAAGCCAUUCUUCUUGAAAUAAACUUUCAAUUACAUUUAAUCCACUGGA